CCCGACGUUCCAAAUUACGCUCGGCGUUCUCCCCAGUAAGACCUCGCGGUUCACUCAGUCCUAGACUACAGCCACGAGACUUUGGGGGUUCCCUUCGAAAGGAGAAAAUACGAGAGAGAAACUGAAACGAACGAAAAAGAGACAAGGAUAGAAAAACAACAACUGGGGAGAACCACGGAUCGCAAAAAAACCGUUCAAUUGAAAACGUAUAACUUAAUAAAUACGCCACGUAAUUUUCUUAUACAUAGAAACUUGAAAACUGAUAACACGAGCGAAAAACAAAAAAAAAAAAAAAAGUAGAAAGAAAACCGCGUACAACGAGAUAUUUGACGGAGACCGUUGACCGGAAAGGGUGCAUUUCAAAGAAGCCGAUAACGGAAGCGAGGAAUAGUUGGAGCUGAUCUGUCGCCUUAAACUACCGAUCGAAAAGAGAAUAGAAGAAAGUCAAGAUGGCUGCGUUCGUCGCGAAGCAGAUGGUCGGCAACAAACUCAACGCUGUCAAAGGGGCGGUGGGCAGCGAUGGGGGAGACGAAGAUGACAAGGAGAAGGAAGAGGAGGCAGAGAGGGAACGACAGGAGGCCAUCAGGGAAGCUGAGGAACGACGAAAGGAAAAACACCGCAAAAUGGAAGAAGAGCGUGAAAAAAUGCGGCAAGAAAUCAGAGACAAGUAUAACAUAAAGAAACGAGAAGAAGUGCAAGAAAUGAUGCCACAAGAGGAACCGAAUCCUCUUAUGCGUAAGAAAAAAACUCCCGAAGAACUCGCCGCUGAAGCCGAAGCGGAAGACGAGGACGAGUUCACCAAAUUGAAGAACACGAUAGAAGAGCAAGUUAACGAGCUUAAAACUAAAAUUGAAAGCAAAUGCAGCCUCCAAUGAGUAUACUCCCUCUUCAGCGACCGUCAGUGAUGGGAACAGGUACGAGAGGAAAAGAGAACGACACCUGGGAAAUCGAGCGAAAAUUGUUGAAAAAGAAAAAAACCAAAAUUAUUAAAUAAACUAAAAAUGAAAAUAACGAAAAUCACAAGAACCAAAAUACCGUGAACAUCACAAUACGCCUGCGUGAAUCAUAUAUAGAGCUAUACCGCUGAAAAGAGAGAAUAAUUAUUUUGAAAAAAAACAAACAAGCAAACGAAACAAUAAAAAUCAAAACAAUAUUAUGAUCAUGAAUUUAUAGCCACCAUUUUCGAUAUCUGCUGCAUAAUAUUCGUUACAAAGAGAUCCUCAUCUUCAAUCUCGUUAUCUUAGGAUUGAUUCUCGGUUAUUUUGUUUUUAUCCUCAUUAAUUUCCAAGUUCAUUUUGGUUCUGCCUCUCUGAACUGUAAUUCAAAAACUACAAAUAUAAUUAGAGAACAAAUGGAAAUAAAAUCAAACAAGAUAAAUCAUGCACACCGAAGAAACGAGAGUGACGAUGACUACGGGGAUAUGAACAAGAAUAACUGAAUAAAAAAUAUCUUCAUCAGAUGCAGAACGAAGCGAAUUGAAUACGCAUAUAGUACAGAGUACAUCCGUUCUCUAUUGACGAAUAUAUUGUACACUGCGCGUAUCGAUUACUGAUUGGUAAACGGAUCCACUUCACAGAGAAAUAAAAGCUUUUUUUCCUAAAUUUUUAACGAAUCGAAAACUGCAAAUAAAAAAUUUCAAUAUCUGAGCAAUUUGAAAACGUAUGCAAGUAUAUCGUAUGUAUACAUCGCAGGUUUACGUAGAAAAAAGCGUGCGCGACGAAGAGGAAAUUUCAUUAACCAAAAAAAAAAAAACCAGAACCAUAUAACAAAAAUCAUGAGAACGAUGAAAAGUAUUGGCGGAUUGGCUGAGAACAUACACCGACGACUGCUGGAUAAGAGAGGGAAACAAGACACGAAACUGGAGAAAAAUAUUAAUAAAACAAAGACUGUAACAAUUCUAGAGCCGGUCAAAAUGAUGAAAACGGAAAAAAAAUUUGAAAAAAAGAGGAAAGUUAAAGAUAAACGUGAAUCCCGAGAAUAUGAUAACUGUACAUAAGUUGUAAAAAAAAAAAACCAAAGAAAUGAUAUGUAUGGUUAUCAUGCAAUCGGUCGACGAUCGUGAUUAUUAUUAUGAUAAAGUAAUAAUAAUUAUGAUAACAAUAACAUUAAUGAUAAAACUAAUGAUAAUCAUAAUUGAACGUCGUCUAACCCGACCGUGUUGUAGUUUUAUAGCGCGAGCAAAACGAAAAGAAAUAAUGGUCGGUAUAUGCAAAAAAAAAGAGAGAAUAAUGAAGUUAUUUAAUAUAAAUGGAUGGAUGAAAUAAUGAAGAGAUGGAAUACCUUGCGACGAAUAAAAUAACACCGACAAGUGAAAAACAAGAAAAAAAAUAAUUUGUUAUUGAAUUAUGCUGCGAAUGCUGCUUGUAACAUAAAAAUUAAUUUAGACGAUUAGAUUGAACAUUAGCAUAAAAAUGAUACAGCUUAAAAAAAUGAACAAAAAAAGGUAACAAAAUGAAGAAAAUGGAAAAUGAAAAAUAAAAUAUGAUUUUUGUUAUCCAUACCCCUAUAACAUUCGUUUGGAUAUACAAGGUGUAAUGAAUGAAACAGUUAUAUGCGUAUUUAUAUAUACAUAUGUAUGUACGUAACAACAAUAACAAAAAGAUUAAUUUAACCAAAUUAAUGAAUGAAGAAAUGAAUACACACACGUAUAUAAAUACAUACAAAUAGUAAGGAAAAGAAGAAAAAAGUAUAGUUUAUAAGUUUGUAGUAAGUUACGUGAAUAAACAUAGUGAUCGGUGAAAAGUUAGUACCUAGUUAGAUUCAAGCGACGGCUGUUUCAGUAAUAAUAAUUAUUAAUAAUUAAUAAUUAAUGAUAACGGAUAACGAGAAAUAAUAAUAAUAAUAUUAGUAAUAACGAUGAAUAAUUACUAAAUAACUGAUAGAUGAAGAAUAAUGAUAAAUGGAGGUAAAAUGGAGUAAUUAAUAUUUGUAUUUAGACAACAACAGAAAAAAAUAAGAACAACACAGAUCGAGGCUAGAGAAGGAAGAAGAUAAAGACGAAGACAUGAGGAAAUUUUCAUGAAUCAGAUGAACAAAUUAACGAUUGAAUGACGAAUGAAUGAACGAAUGAAUGAAUAGAUCGUAUUAUAAUCGAAGUUAAAAUUGGGCCCAUCAGCUGUCCCAUCGCGUGUUCUUAAUUCCUCGAUGCAUCGUUAGAUGAUUAGUUAAUCGAAUAAUUACCAAUUAAAUAAUCAAUUUUCUAAUUGAGGAAAAAAGUACACCAUUAUACGACCAAAACUAAUCACCGAAUACACCAUGUAAGACAGUUGAAGGCUCCGACUUGGUCCCUCGAGAAAGAAAAUGAAUAAAAAGCGAGUGAAUAAAAAAAAAGCGAAUGCCUUACUUUUCAUGUAAUAAACGUAUUAAAGAAGAAUUAAAAAAAUCAAAAAAUCUAGCGUAUCACGUUGAUUUUGAGUAGUGAAGAAUAAAAUUAAAAAUAAAAACGAGAGCACUCGUUAGUAAGAAAAUAAAAAAGGCUUGAAAAAAUAAUAAAAUGAAAAUUAUGUUACAAAAAAAAAAUUCAAAUAAAAUAAAUAAAUGAAUAAAAUUCGAUAGUUCGACGUGCCAAUGCGCAGGUUAAUUGAAAAUAAAAAAAUUAAUGAUCGAUUAUGAUGUAUUAUAACGCAGUUCGACUAGCUUAAAAAAAAUAUGAAAAUAAAAACCAAAGAAGAAAAUUUAUCGGGGUUAAAUUUUACAUACGUGUCUAUUUGUACAGCGGUCGUAUUAUAAUAUUUUUCCAAAAGAGAUCCGGUAUAUCCCUUAUCAAAAAGAAAAAAAGAAAAAGUUCUCAUCGGUAUUUUGCUUAAGAAAGUAUAAAUAAUCUAAUAUGUAAGGUAAAGAAAAAAAAAAUGUUGAACCGUUUUUGUAUAUGACGAUAAACAAAUUGUAUUUUUUUAUUUCUCCUCUCUCUCUAUAACGCGAAACAAAAAAAAAAUUAAUUGAUUAAUCGAAGCUCUAUUAACUCUGCCUAUAACUUCACUAUUCGACUGUUUAUUAUUUCCAUUGUUACAAUAACUGUUGCAGAUGGUAUCGUUACUAUCACAGAUGUGAAAAUAAAAUCGGCAAGUCUGAAAAUUGAAUAAAACAUAAAACAAAAAUAACCAAAUGACAUAAGUUAGAAUGGCACGAAUCGAACGCUACAAAAAUUUUUCCAUGUGCAAAUAGAAAAGCGAAGGAAGAAUUCUCAAUUAAUUUUGGAAUGGACAAUUAAACUAUUGAAAAAAAACGUAUGCGAUGUUGUCUCAAUAUUAAUACUAACUUGAUAUUGUCGAGCACGAAUUUUUGGGAGUGAGAAAAAAAAGUGUAUUUAUCUUUCGGAAACUGUCAUUGCUGUUCGACAGUAUUCACUGAUGUUGUAAUUAAUUUGUUUCUUUGUUUUCUGUUCCCAAAAAUUCGUGCCCCGUCUAUCUUUCUCUAUCUCUGUCUCUAUCUAUUGAUCCUGUCUAUCUAUUUAUCUAUGUGUAUGUAUUUUCCGUGUGUAUAUAUAUGUGUGUAUAUACCUAUUUCACUGUAUUUCCUCCUGUUAUGAAAAAAAAAUUUGACACAAAAUCCGGUCCGAAUACCUGUUCAUUCAAAUGAAAGCAAAUGAAACAAUGAAAAAAAAAUCAACUGUCUGAUUGAUGGAAGUAAAAUCUGAAUGUGUACAACUGCAAUUACGAUACCGAAUGAGAAUUCUCCUCUAAUUCCUAAAAUGCUUGAUUUGACGAUCAAUCAAUCACACUCCAACUGUGAGAAAUAAAAAAGCAACAAACGAACAAUAUGGAGGACUCGCCUAACUCUGUCUUCAGGAAUUCGGUCAGGUUUAAUGAAACAACCAACAGCUACAACAACCCCUUAAUUAUUCUGUCUCGUGUUUCGUGUCUCGAUGUCGUCGCAUGCUUCUGUCUUGUCUACAUAUACAUAUGAAAUAUGAUAAUAUAUGUACAUUAUACUCAUAUAUAUUCGCCUGUUUGUGAUCUAUGUCGCGCGAUGUUGCAGUAUGGUGGCUAAAAAGCAAGAUAUAUGUAUACACAUAAAUCAAAGAACAAAAAAUACAACAGAAAUACAAAAUCUUCGUUGCGGUUUUCUAUCGUCACUAUAGUUACAUAGCGGUAUUUGAUUUAUCGAUUCGUUUUCUUUCAUUCUUUUCUAUUUCAACUACAUCUCAAACGGAGCAAAAGAACAUUCCAUAUUACACAUAUAUAAUUGCGCCGCAUGUGACACGCGCUAUUUUCUCUCUAUAUGAUCAAUUUUCUACACUCUAAGUAAUUAGAAAAAAAAAAGAAAACAAGAAAGAAGGAAAAAAAUAAUUAAAACAACGCUAUAUCAUUAAACAACCUCCUAAUAAUGGUACAUAGCAUACAUAUAUUUAUAUAUAUAUACAUAGCUGCGUCCUCGUGAACAAUAAAAAAACAAAAAAACUAGACGCAAAACACAAAAGAGAAAUAGGUACUCAUAUUGCGUAUACCUAUAUUAUCAUGUAUAAAAAAUGAAUAAGUAUAUAUAUAACACCCGGCAGAAAUAAAGCGAAGAAAUGAAUAAAUAAAUGAAUAAAUAUAUAACGAGAAAAAAAAACUUCAAAUUAUCUAAAAAUGAUACUUCAAGUCAAUUACUUAAUUAAACUCAAAUAUAUAUUGUAUAUCGUAAUCAACCAAUUAAUUAAUCAAUUUAAUCAAAAGAUCAUCAGUUAUAUUGGAGAUGAAAAAAAACUAUUAAUCACGUAAAACGCAUAAAAGAUUGAAUUCAUGUGAACAUUCCCUAGAAAGAAAAAAAUUUAACACGAAAUUGAGGUAGAAAAAUGAAUAAAUCGAAAGAUAUAAAAACAAGGAUAACUAUAUUAAUAUUGUUGAAUUUCAAAAUUUAAUAUGCGUUGAUUAUUUUUCGGUAUACAUAAUUAUUCGUUAUUGUUAUUGUUCAAUCUUCUCUAUACACCACACACGACAAUGAUAGAGAAAAGAAAAAUUCCUCAUCAUCUCUAUGUAUAUCCUGGCCCAACCUACAACCACACAGAACACACGAUUUACUUCGAUGUUUGUACUUGAUGCAUGAAUUAUGUAAAAAUCUAGUUAUAUUAUACUUAUAUCAUUAUCUUUGUCUCUAUCUCUAUCUCUAUCUCUAUAUCUAUCUCUUACUCGAUUCUAUAUAAUUAUUAUCUAUGUAUCUAAACUAAAACUAGACAAGAAGGAAGAAAAUGAAAAAAAUGCAAAAAAAAGAAAAAAUGGAAAUGAAAAAUAGAAAGAAUAAAUAGAGCUAUACGUGUACGACAGAUAAUUUUAGAUAAACAAUAUUGUCAAAUUACUGUUAUUCAUAGUAUGAUAUUCUAUACUAUAAUAAAAUGUAUGAUAAGAUUAUCACCUAUACCAAUCACCCGAUUACAUACCCAAAACGAAGAGAAAAAAAGCAGAAUUUAAAUAAACGAAAAGAAAAAUUAUCCUGUCGACCAAAAUAGUAAUAAAAAAAAACUGAAGUGAUUACGAAGAAGAUGAAAACAAUAUAUACACACGUACAUUCCUGGCAGUUGUUAGUCUCGAGUAAUUUGUCUAAUUAUUUCUCUCUCCUUUCGUGUAGUUUCGUUUAUUUCAUUCAUUUACCGAUGAUGAAAAACUUAAUCAACGCGGAACGUACUUUGCAGCAGAUCAUUGAUUCGAAAUAGAUGAAUUUAAAUAAUUUAUUUAUUUGUCGUGUAAUUACUAUUCUUGCUACCGUGUUGUCGAUGUUGUUGUUAUUUUCAUUACUACUAUUAUUAUAACGAUUAUUGUUAUUAAUGUUGACAUCAUCAUAUUUAUUAUAAUUAACGCUAUUAUCACAUAGUAUACAGAUAAAUGAAACAGCAAAAACCAUGACACACACAGGAAGAAACAACAAUAACCGAAAAAAAAAGCAUAAUUAAUUGUUGUCUAUUGUUGUGUAAUAUUGUAAGUUUAAUUAUUAUAUACAUAUAUACAUACUAUACAUAUAUAUUUGCUAUGCUGCAGCUGUUUAUAUAUACGUUAUACAUAAAUGCGGUGUUGCUAAGCUACUGUUGCUAUUAAUGUCGUACUGUUGUUGUUUCUCGAUAUUCAGUAAGUGAAACACAAGAGGGGGAAAAAAUAAUAAUUGUUUUACUUUGCAUAAUCGUAUUAUUUAUUGUUGAAUAUAUACUGAUAUACGAACGUGGUUCAAUUCGUAUGUAUGAAAAAACCAAAAGAAAAAAAAUGAGAGGAAAGAAAGAAAAAAUAAUCGAAAAAAAAACGAGAACAUCAAUAUCGUAAUAAAUUAACCCCGAUCCGUAUCAGCCCUAUCCUAUUUAAUUAUUAUUCAUUAAUAUAGUCGCCCUGGUUGCCUAUGAGAUAUCGGAAACGCGGGGAUGAUCGGUACAUAAAGUUUAAAGUGAGUAAAAAAAACUUAAAAAGAAGAAGAAGGAUUUUUUGAAAAUCUCUUUAACAUACUUUCGUUGUUUCAUUAUAAUUAUCACGAUACGUGUUGAUUAAAUAUUUAUACACUUAUUAUAGUAAAAUUGGAAAAAUCCCCGCGUGUUUCGGCCCAAUUAAAUGAAUUAAUAGAUAUUCGCUACCGCCCUCUUUUAAUCUUCGUCUUUUUCAACCUCGAUGAGAAAAAGAAAAUCACACACGAAUACACACGCGCGAGCGAACCAAUGGGCGCAGAAGGACUAUGAAAAAAAAAACGAAAUAAUACGACCGAAAAAGAGUUAGAGAAAUAAAUUGGCGUUAAGAUAAAUUUCAACAAUUUCACAAACUGCACCGCACACGCACAGAUACACGAACACGAACACACCGCGAAUGAUAAAAUUUGAAUUGAACAAAGAAAGAAAAUAAAUAAAUAAAUGAAUAAUGAUGAAAGAAAAACACUUGAAUAAUAAGCAUUAUUAUACAAGAAGAUCUUAUUAUGUAUAGAAUCGCACGGCGCGUUCGUUACAAGUUGAUUAAUUAAUAACGCAUAUAUUAACUAAUAACUAUUAUUAUCCAAUAUUUAUAUACGCGUUUUACAUAAUUAUUAAGAUAAUUAUUACGGAUGAUGAAUUAAAGGUUACUGUAGUACGAGAAAAGUUGAGGAAAAGUAAGAAAAAAAAAAAAAAAAAAAUUAAAUAAAAUAUUGAAUAAAUAUUUCAAUAUAUCAGGGUCUCGAAUUAAAAAUCCCUAGAUAUACGCUAUCACAUCGUCUUCUCAUCGGCAAUAUUUCAUUUCAUGAGAAUAAAAAAAAAUUAAAAAAAAAAAAAA
This is a messenger RNA of Athalia rosae (coleseed sawfly), 8195 nucleotides long. It is a transcript of the gene cpx, whose product is annotated as complexin. Gene Ontology annotation, molecular function: syntaxin binding. The coding region runs from base 450 to 875 and encodes 141 amino acids. Gene Ontology annotation, biological process: regulation of neurotransmitter secretion; synaptic vesicle exocytosis; neurotransmitter transport. The transcript has 5 exons. The record is from RefSeq and is a predicted model, not a curated record. Lineage: Eukaryota; Metazoa; Arthropoda; Insecta; Hymenoptera; Athaliidae. Gene Ontology annotation, cellular component: terminal bouton; SNARE complex.